UCUGCAGCUUCAUGUGCUUUCUCAGAAACGAGCAAAGCACAAAUCCGUUCCAAGUUGCUGGUUGCCUAACCCUGGAACCGUGCCCUAAGUAUCAGAUGUCACAUUAAAGCCAGAUGCUCUGAGGAAGCGCCAUCAUUUUGCAAGCACUUCUGAAUACGGCAGAAAAAUUCCCUUGAAAGACCAACUGACCAUGUGGCUGCUAUGGAUCCUCUCCCUGGCUGCAGCCUCUUUUCUCCUGCCUGCAACUGGGGAGGUGGUGAACAGUUUAAGCGAGUGCAGUCUGUUCUUCUUGGACGGUGUUCCCCCCAAUCUGCGGUUAAACAAUAUGGCCGUAAUCUGCCAGAAGUAUAAAACCGAGUAUUAUUUUGUCACAAUGUACGACAGAAUUCGGCGCAUCCCCAUUUUCUCAGCUUACCUUCUACAUCCUUAUAGUACGGGUGUACGAACAGACAAAUGGAAGAUUGAACCACAGCUUGCAGCUCCUAAACGAGAAAUGGUGUCGGAACAUAGUCAAAUCUACGAUCUCCUUGCAGACAGCCAGGCUUUUUCGAGGGAUUACACAAAUACUCCCUUGUUCGACAGAGGACACUUGGCGCCAGCGUGCCAUCAAUCGGAUCAGGACAGCAUGGAUGCAACCUUCACCUUGACCAACACUGUGCCCCUGGAUGCAACACUCAAUCGUGGACAAUGGAAAGCGUAUGAACAAAGUAUAAAACAAAGUACUAGCUCGUGCGUUAGUACAUAUGCCAUUGUGGGUGUGGUACCUGGGAAUACAUUACUCAACAACAGAGUGAAUAUACCCAGUCAUAUCUGGGCUGCAAUUUGUUGUGAGUUUCGAAACCGAACCAAAACAUCCUGGGCAUUCAUUGCUGAGAAUAAUAAUCAGAAUACGGUAGUCAGUUUUACUCUGACGGAGCUGGAAAGAUUUCUAAGUUUCAGAUACCACCAGAGCAUUAAGCUUUUCCAUAAUGAUUGCAAAUGAUAUGAUUAAUAACGAAUAAGGUAAUUCUCUGUCUGCAAGAAAGAGUUCAUAAAUAAAAGCAAAGUAUAAACGUAGCCGCUUAGUUGCUCGACAUACAGAACGAAUGCAGUUAGUAUAACCCUUGUUUUUUUUAUUUUUAUUUUUGGCUCAAUGUUGUGAAAAUCCAAGCUGUUUGGUUAGCUUAUGGUUCAGAUUACUGAGCAAACUCAGAAAAUAAAAUAAUCCAGUAAUGAGACAAAGGGUGCAAUGAUGACACAGCUAAAACAGUUUCUUGUUUGUCACAGUUUUGGAUGGGCUUUAUGUUUUCAGCCCGUGUAUAACUUGUCAGAAAAGAAACUGCAGUGAUGAGGAACAAUUUCCCGUCCAUUGCAUCGUGCGGGUGGGAAGAAGACCCUUAGGAAUCAAAUUUCAUUCCCUGCUAAAUAGGGCUUAUCUUUGACACGGGUAGUCCUCAACUUACAACCAUUUAACAAAUGUUUGAAGUUAUGACAAUGCUGAAAAAAAUGACUUACAAUCUAUGUAUGACUGUUGCAGUGUCCCGUGGUCACAUGAUCAAAAUGUGGCUGAUUGGCAUGUAUUUACGAAAUGUUGCAGUGUCCCAAAGGUUUUAAAAUUGGGUGUGACCCACUUAACAAUAACAUCACUUAGUGACAGACUUCCAGUUCCAAUUGUGGUCGUAAAUGGAUGCCUUCCUGUACGUAGCUGCUUGAAUGCUUUCUCUGUAGCUUUUUUACGUCUUGCAAUAAACCUGCUCAUCAAA
Messenger RNA from Crotalus tigris (Tiger rattlesnake), 1742 nucleotides. RefSeq names its product endonuclease domain-containing 1 protein-like. The transcript has 3 exons. NCBI's taxonomy places the organism in Eukaryota, Metazoa, Chordata, Lepidosauria, Squamata, Viperidae. The record is from RefSeq and is a predicted model, not a curated record. Bases 191 to 982 code for a protein of 263 amino acids. Gene Ontology annotation, molecular function: metal ion binding; hydrolase activity; nucleic acid binding.